AUGUUGCAAGAAAUAUUUAUGGCACUAGCGGGGUACCCUGGGGAAAUAUUUGUACGUCAUGAAGAAUCUCCUAGUAACAACAAUAAAGAGCAGCAGCAGCAGCAGCAGCAGCAGCAGCAAGCCAGCAGCAGCAGCAGCAGCUACACAUACAACUACAGCAGCAGCAGCAGCAGCAGCAGCAGCAGCGUAUUAUUAGGGACAGGAGGAUUUAGGGUAAAUCCUCUUCUUAAUUGUUUUAGUAAUAGCGAGAAGGAGACACUAGAGACAGUUGUGUCUCCUGGUUAUGAUUUAUUAAUUAUAAAAGAAUUUAUUGCUGCUGCUGCUGCAGCAGAAGCAAAUGCUUUGCUGCUGCCAUGCAUGCAUGCAAGACCAUCUGCUGCAGCAGAAGCAGCAGCAGCAGCAGCUGCUGCUGCAGCAGCUGCUGUUGGAGGCGCUCCCUCACUCCCUAUAGGAGGAAAGGAAACAGCAACAACAGCAGCAGCAACAACAGCAGCAACAGCAGCAGCAGCAGCAGCAGGAGGUGGAGGUCUAUACACUGCAGCACUAGCACGAGCAUCAAGGGAGAUAAUAGAUUCUUAUUUAUCUGUAUUAGCAGCAGCAGAAGAAGAAGUGCUGCAGCAGCAAGGGGCCCCUCUUGCUGCUGUCUCCUUAGCUCUUAAGGACGAACCACAUAAGCUAAGAAUCCUUAGAUCUAUACUCUCUCAGGCAUGCUCAAUGUCUCUUGCUGCUGCUGCCAUGGGGGCCCCCCUACCCUGUGGUGUAUUACUAGAUGUCUUAUGGAGGGGACGUCAUAGUGGUGAUCCUGUUGCUCGUGGGGUGUAUGCGCACCUUGUUGAUGCAUGCGCAGCUGUAUUCUCCUUCCAGGCAAGCAAACAGCAGCAGCAACAGCAGCGACAGCAGCGACAGCAGCAGCAGCAAGUGCUGCUGCUGCUGCAUUGGGUGUCUGUUAAGGGGGCCCCCCUGUGUUGUUUUGCUUCUGGGGGGGCCCCCGCUGCAGCAGAUACAGCAGCAGCUGCAGCAGCAGCAGCAGCAGCAGCAGCAGGGGUGAGGACGGCCUUUUCUCAUCCUUCUUCUCCUGCUGCGGUCAUCCUUCCUUGUCUAAAGAUCUUACGCCUCUUCUUUACUGUCUUCCUCGAGAGCAGCCGCCGCUUCUUAGGGGGCCCCUCUGAUGACCGUUGGGGGCCCCCAGGGGGCCCCUUGUCCCUUCGCGUUAGGGGCCUUUGGGCAGGUGCAGCAGCUCAGACCAAUCCGAAGUUCGCUGCACCAGCAGCAGCAGCGACGGCAGCAGCAGCAGCAGGAAGAGGGGCCCCUGAGUCUUCUCAGAAGCAGCAGCAGUCUGCCACCCAAGGCAUUAGUAAUGAAUUACAAACCCUAGGGGGCCAUCAAGGUGUCUCCCUGACCUCCCCUUGUGCUGCAGCAGCGCUAGAUAAUGGGGAGAUUCUCUUUUGCCGUUGCCCACACUCUGGGGGCCCCCGUGGGGGCCCCUCAGCAAGAGGGGACUGUCCCCUUGGAGCUGUGCUGCACCCUGAACGUCAGCUAAUGAGGCAUGGAUUUAAGCACGGCUUUAAGUUCCGGCUGGAGGCCCCGAGGGGGGCCCCCUUAGAGGCCUCCGAAGGAGUUGGUGCUUGCGUAGUACUGGUACUGCAAAGCAACAGGGCCCCUGUCUCAUUAAGAGAUGGACCCCAUGUAGUGUCUACCUCCGAUGCCCAUAAUUCUCCUCAGGGUCAAGGGGGCCCUAGUGACCUCUUUUGGCCGUCCCUCGGGGACUGCGUGGCUUUGGAGAUUCGCCUUGGGAUUAUUCAAAACCCUCAGGAGGGAUCCGGUCCCACUCUGACACUCGAAGCAGAUCUUCUGCUAGGUGAGGGGGCCCUUGCUUGUCAGUUUGAACAGGAUGUGUUGCAGGCGGCAGAGGCCCCUACGGCGACUUCUGCUUCUCUUAUCUUUUCCCAGCAACAACAACAGCAGCAGCAGCAGCAGGCGCUGCUGCGACUACCUGCGCAUCCUUGGGCUUUGCCUGGGGAGCCUCCUAAACGCACUACGGUAGCUGGGGGGACUCUCUCUGCAGCAGCAGCAGCAGCAGCGCCUUGCUGCAACCUACCGCAGGCCCUUCUCCUGUGUCGGGGAUGCAUGUCUUGGCCUCUGCCUCCUAACUGCCGCCUAGAGUCUCAGGAGAUAUUCGUGGAAAUCGACUACUCCUUAGAGAGGGAGCGCCUGCGGGUUAUAGCAACAAAAGGGACACCACAGCAGCAGCAGCAGCAGCAGCAGAAGCUUCUGGGCUCCCUACGGGGUGCCGGUGGACCCACACCAUUGUUGGAGAUGAAGGGCUUUGAACUCAGCAGCCUCAUUGCCCUAAGGCUAGGAGCAGCCUAUGCUGGGUUGUUCUCUCUCCCCCUGAGAUAUGAACACCGACAGCUGCAACGAGGAGGCACCUCCGCACCAGGACCGCCUCUGCCGUCUACUCCACCAACGUUUGAAAACAAUGACUGGUGUAUUCGCGUUUGCGUAUGGCAGCACGAGGCGCAGCCACCUCCGCUGCAGCUGCGGGGUUUGCAGCAGCAACAGCAGCAGCAGCAGCAUUUGUCUUUGGAGGGGAGACCAGUAGAGACCUUCAUGUCCAGAUUACUCUUAGACCCCCAAGGAGCUUCUUGGCCUCUUCCUUUGCUGCUCACGGAUGCAGCAGUAGAUACUUACAACGCCCUCUUCUCUUUACUGCUGCAGCUGAGGUAUUCCUCUGGCUUACGUUUCGCUGCAAGGCCCCCUCCCGGCCAUGAGGUAUCUCGGCAGCUUGUGGCCUCCCACCUGUGGGCUGCACGAGCGGAGUUGAUUUUUUAUCUUUCGUCAAUUUCUUCAUAUUUCCAGUGCUACGCAAUCACUCCUGUCUUCACUGAGGUGGAGGAAGCGGCAAGGGGGCGGAGGGACUUUGAGGAGAUUCGGCUUAUCCAUGACAACUGCCUCACACAGCUUGCCGCGAGGUGCUGGCUGCGGGUCUCGUCUUUGUUGCGGCCUUUGAUGCAUCUUAUCAUGGCGGGUCGGCGCCUAUCGGAGUUGGGGUCCCUUGCAACAAGAACCUCAGGGGGGCCCUUGGAGGGCCCCUUGGGGGCCUCUGGGUCGGUAGGACCAGACGAGGCGUCAGGGGGAAGGCAGAAAAACGAAGAGGCAGCUGAAGUGAUCCUUUUGGGUUCGCUUGGAGACGCUCAAUAUACGUUUUUGGCCGAUGCAGUAGCCACUACUAGGAAGGAGAUACGGGAGCACAUAUCUCAGGUGUACACGGAGAUAUGCGCUUUAAAGCAGGGGGCCCCUCAUGCCCUCUUGGGGGCUCUAGCGUUGCCUUUGGACUUCAAUGGCUUCCUCUCUCACCUCGUCUCAGGGAACCCCUAUACCCCUAGGGGGGCCCUGUACAGAGGCCCCCCGACCCCCCGAAGCAGCAGCAAGGGACCCGCUGAAGGACAACAGCAGCAGACCCAGGAACCGUUUGUGACUGCCGAGGCUGCGGGGGCCCCCACAGCUGCUGCAGCAGCCAUAUUGGAGGCCCCUCACAGCAUUGGUACAAGGUCGCGAGAGGGUACUCGACUGGGGGGGGCCCGGAUGCCCUCAUUUGGAGAGUUACAGUACCCUGAGAGGGGCUUUACAGAGGGGACCCCUGGAGAUGAUGAAUCGAUGUUGCAUAGCUGUCGCUCGACAGACAGUGACAGGGAAGGGACCCCUUCCUGGUCUCAUUUGCCACAGGGGGCCCCCUCAUACCCGUCCCCUUGGUUCACGGAAGACGCCAACGAGGAUGCCCACCGGUCCCAAGGGGCCUCCAGGGCCCUUAGGAGGCCCUCGCCACCCGCACGGGGUUCUCUAUGGUACGAAGCUUCAGCGCAUUUGCAGCAGGGGCCCGUCACAGGUGCCCGAACAAGGGAGUUUACUCCCCCUAGGGCGGCCCCUGGGGGGCCCGCCAUGCAGCAGCCGUUGGACUACAGAGUGCUGGCGGAGGAGGCGCGAGAGGCGUUGGCUGCUGCAAGGAAGAAGAAGGAAGAGAGGCAGUUUGUGGGGGCGUCAGAGGUGUACUUAAAUACGGGGGGAAGGGGCCCCUGA
Eimeria maxima is the source of this 4077-nucleotide messenger RNA. Its product is annotated as gamma-tubulin complex component 4, putative. The transcript has 20 exons. The record is from RefSeq and is a predicted model, not a curated record. Bases 1 to 4077 code for a protein of 1358 amino acids. NCBI's taxonomy places the organism in Eukaryota, Apicomplexa, Conoidasida, Eucoccidiorida, Eimeriidae. Gene Ontology annotation, molecular function: gamma-tubulin binding.